This is a messenger RNA of Xyrauchen texanus (razorback sucker), 2315 nucleotides long. RefSeq names its product ubiquitin-conjugating enzyme E2 K. The record is from RefSeq and is a predicted model, not a curated record. Gene Ontology annotation, molecular function: protein binding; ubiquitin conjugating enzyme activity. Lineage: Eukaryota; Metazoa; Chordata; Actinopteri; Cypriniformes; Catostomidae. Gene Ontology annotation, biological process: proteasome-mediated ubiquitin-dependent protein catabolic process; protein polyubiquitination. Gene Ontology annotation, cellular component: nucleus. The transcript is spliced from 7 exons. Bases 187 to 855 code for a protein of 222 amino acids.
CGUUACUUUGCUGUUUUUCUUCGUUGUUAAAAUAAUCAGCCAGACUUUUGGUGACAUAGACACCCUGAAGCCAGUGAGCUAGCUUAACCUGCUAAGCUAAUGUUAGCAUGAGCUGUCACUAGCUUUGCCUGCUAGGCUGAUGUUAAUAUGAGCUGUACUAGCUUAGCAUGCUAAGCUAAUGUUAGCAUGAGCUGUCACAUCAAGGCGUACAGAUACGGAAGUCACACAUUUGCCAGCUUUGCUCCUGUUGACAUUUUCAGAUAUAAGCCGAGACCUAAAUUUGAAAAUCACUUUUAUACAUGCUGUAUUUUGAUGACAAGUAAAAAUCAAAUAAAGGUAGACCUAGUGGAUGAAAACUUCACAGAGUUAAAGGGGGAAAUCGCAGGACCACCAGACACGCCGUAUGAAGGGGGCAGAUAUCAGCUUGAAAUCAAGAUCCCAGACACGUAUCCCUUUAAUCCACCCAAGGUGCGGUUUAUUACUAAGAUCUGGCAUCCUAAUAUAAGUUCAGUCACCGGGGCAAUAUGUUUGGACAUUUUAAAAGACCAAUGGGCUGCUGCUAUGACUCUGCGUACAGUUCUUCUCUCACUACAGGCUCUGUUAGCUGCAGCAGAGCCAGAUGACCCUCAAGAUGCUGUGGUUGCCAAUCAGUAUAAGCAGAAUCCAGAAAUGUUCAAACAAACAGCCCGUCUCUGGUCUCACGUUUACGCUGGUGCUCCUGUGUCCAGUCCAGAGUACACACGCAAAAUAGAAAAACUUUGUGCAAUGGGCUUUGACAAAAAUGCAGUAAUAGUAGCCUUGUCCUCAAAAUCAUGGGACGUGGAGACGGCGACAGAGGUGCUACUUAGCAACUAACCAUCCAGCUCUCUUCACCAGGCCAUAUUUGCCCCAAACCCGCCCUCGUCAUGCCCCACUCACACAUACACACAUCAGUCAUCUUGGUUUGUGUUUACAAAGAAUCUUUUAGGAGCAUGAGAUCUGAAAUGCUUCCUGGGCAGCAGUCAAGACCGUGAGACAAUUAGAGCAUGGCCACGGAGUCGUCUUUUGUCUCUCUUAGCAAAUGUUUGUGUCCCUUGUCUCCCCCACCACCUUUUUAACAUUUUGACUUGCCACAAUCACACCCCCCCCUCCCCCUCAGGCUGUAACUCGUCUUUUAAAGAAACCAAACAAGACGAAGCCUGUGCAUCACUGUCAUUUCACACUAAAACAAGAGAACGUUCACUUGCGUCCGUGAAACUAUGUUAGUCAUUGAAGAGGCAAACGGUAGCAUGUACAUUUUUGUUCUAUCAGUACAUCAUAAAUGUAACAUUUUGGGAUGUGUAUUUGAAUGGGAUACAUUGCGUAUAAAAAAAAAAAAGAUUCAUAGUGCUCCUUUUGAUUGAUGCCCUCAAAUGUGUGCUUUUCUUUGCUCAUUUGAUUCUUUUGGCUUUAUUUUGCACUAAACAGCCUGUAUAGCAGUUGACAUGGCCAGAUGACAUGGUGUUAUGGUGCGUGCAGAGAAAUGUUCAGACUUAUUGGUCAUUGUUUUUUUUAACGAAAGGAAGAUUGACCCCUUUUCGGAAAUAGGGAGGAUGCAUGAUUAGUGGUCACAAACCCUGCCUUUAUUUCUUUUCGGGGCAGCUGUAGGGGUUGUGACAUCUUGAUCAUUGACAGACCUACCUUGAGUUGCUUCUUCAGUUUUGUCUUUGCAUUUCUGAAGAAUGCAUGCUAUUGAAAGUGUAAUAACACGUAUGACAAACUUUGUACACGUAGAGACAAGUGAAUGGUGAGCUGCUAAUAAUACAUACAUAUUUAAAAUGUAACCAUCAUUGAAAGUUUGGUUAAAAAAACAAGUCUUAAAAGAUGCUUCAAAGCAAAAUGGGCCAAGAGUGAGUACUGCCACAUGAUGCUUUUUGCACCAAUUUUUACCUAGUGUUCCCCCCGUUUUGCAGCUUGCCCUCCCUCCGUGUUAUAGCAUCCGAUUUGUUUUUCAAAACACACCCACUUUCACAGACAGUUGCUUUCAUACACCUCUUUUCUCAUCUACAUACAGCCAAGUUUUCUUUUGGGAAAAGUACUGUUCAUCUCUAGAAUGCACCAUUGAUGGCUGGAUUUAUAUUUUGUAUGAAAAACAAAAAUGAGACAAAAAACAAAAAGACUUUUCUUCCUGAAGUGAUCACCUUGUUCAAUAUUGCACGAAGAAGUGAAUUAAAGGACAAACAUUUCUGUCAAAGGAAAUAUGCUCCUUUACAAAAACAAAAAGAGCCGUACAAGCAUGGUUAUUUAUUGUGAAACUGUCAUUUUUUUUUUGCAUUAAAAAGGUGAAAAAUUUUAAA